This is a messenger RNA of Helianthus annuus (common sunflower), 663 nucleotides long. RefSeq lists its product as uncharacterized. NCBI's taxonomy places the organism in Eukaryota, Viridiplantae, Streptophyta, Magnoliopsida, Asterales, Asteraceae. The transcript has a single exon. Bases 1 to 663 code for a protein of 220 amino acids. The record is from RefSeq and is a predicted model, not a curated record.
AUGUCCAUUGAUUCGAAUAAACCUGAUAAACUCAUGUGGCGCCAAGGAGAUUAUUGUCAUGAUUUUUCAACAGCUCGUGCUUGGGAUUCGAUUAGGCAUCGAGAGUUGGAGAUAGAGUGGAGUUGGAUUGUUUGGUUCGGUCAGUGCAUCCCGCGUCAUGCUUUUUUAAUGUGGCUUAUCAUGAGGCGUAAGUUACUCACUCAGGAUAAAAUUUUGUCUUGGGAUAUCUCGCGUAGGAAGAAUAUGGACAUGAUGUGUUGUUUGCUUUGCUAUGCUAACCACGAUUCUCAUAGUCAUCUGUUUUUCGAAUGUAAGUAUUCUUCUCAAGUUUGGCAUAUGGUUAGGCACAAAGUGGGCAUGGUUUCGGUUCAGCCCAAGUGGGACGAUAUUGUUAAUUGGCUUCUGUUGCGGUCCAAGUCAAAGUCUGCAGCUAACUAUGUUGCAAGAUUGUUAGUGGCGGCUAGUGCUUAUUUGAUUUGGCAGGAGCGUAACGCUAGAUUAUUCAAGAACCAGUUGAGACCUCCAGAAACUAUAAGUGAAAUUAUAAUCCAACAGGUGCGUUAUAAAUUGAUGGGAGCGAAGUUGAAGAACUGUCACAACGUGCGUAGGCUGCUAAGGGAGUGGGAGAUUAACGGAACUGAACUUCAUGAUGAUGGCGGCUGA